Miscanthus lutarioriparius is the source of this 354-nucleotide messenger RNA. The record is from the annotation of a GenBank genome assembly. Lineage: Eukaryota; Viridiplantae; Streptophyta; Magnoliopsida; Poales; Poaceae.
AUGGAUCAACAUUUCUCCGGCCUAACCAAGCUGGGCUUCGGCGUCCUGGCGUGCAACUCGGUGCUCGCCAUCUACAACUCCUGGGGUGACGCGACCUCCGUCUCCUUGGUGCUGCUCGCGGACGCCGCGCUCGUGCUCCUCUUGCUCUGCCUCCGUGAGUUCGAGCAGGACGGCGGCAGGGGCAGGGAGGACGCCAAGAUCAAAGCCGCGGUGUGGGCACUCACGACACUGCUCACGGCCAUGUUCGCGUCCAGGGUGGCGCCGGUGAUGCCGCCGGCCGUGGGCGCGGUGGUCUGGGUCAUGGCGGUGGCCACGACGGCCGGUGGGUUCUGGGCGUUCUUCCUGAAUCCGUGA